This is a messenger RNA of Striga hermonthica, 918 nucleotides long. The record is from the annotation of a GenBank genome assembly. NCBI's taxonomy places the organism in Eukaryota, Viridiplantae, Streptophyta, Magnoliopsida, Lamiales, Orobanchaceae.
AUGCCUCCAUUACAGGCUUCUCAACAACUCGGUUUCUGUGCAUGCAUCGAGUCAUGCCUCGAGUACCUAGAAGCCGUCCCUUGGGUCGGGCAAGAGGAGGAAGAUAAAGUGGUCUCGUCAGUCCUCAGCCUUGAGUCCGGGGGCAUUAUCGUCCAACCUGUGCUAAAACGCGUGGUAACCCCUGAACCCCCGCCACACGAUACCAUUUCCCACGUACUCCGCCUCGUCCUCAGCAGCCAACACGAAAAGGGCCGUCGCGAGAUGAAAUCCACCGUCCUCAAACUCCUCAAAGAAAACGACUCCUCGUCCGAUAAUUAUAACCUAUCCACCGAGACCCUCUACAGUUCUUGCGAAGCCUCCCUCGACUUGUUAAUCUCCUCGUUCAGACAAGCCUCCGAGCCAAAUUUCAAUGAUGACGAGGUAAAAAAGUCGAUUGCCCGGGAGGCAGACAACCUCGUCUGGCUGCUCGACAUAUUGACAUGUCGGCGAUCGGGGGACGGGUUUGCCGCGUUGUGGGCCCGACAGGAUGAGCUGGCGGGCCUACACGGUGGGGUGGGGGUCGCGGUCCGGUGCCACGUCAGCGCGGUGAGCUCGAGGGUAUUCGUGGGGAUCGGUCGGGGGGAGAUAUUUGUGGGGAAGGAGGUGCGCCGGCUCUUGUUGGUGACGUGGCUGGAGCCGUUGAUGGUGGACUACGGGUGGCUGCAGGGGGGUUGGUGCCGGUGGUUCGACAGGGGAGCAGUGGAGGAAGGGAUUGGGCGGACGGUGCUGACUCUGCCUCUGGAGGAUCAGCAGGCGGUGAUGAUGACGUGGCUGGGGAGGUUCCUGAGGGCAGGGGAUGGAGGGUGCCCCAACCUGCAGAGGGCCUUCGAGGUUUGGUGGAGGCGGGCUUUUGGGGCCACCGGAAGCGGGCGGUCGUGA